UUUGAACCUUGGUGGUAGAUGAUCUAACUUAUACGAAGUAAACAUGUAAACCGAUAGACCAUUGCAUGCAUGAUUAAUACGGCGAAAUAAAGAAUGUCUAAUCUUGCCAGAAAGUAAGCAACAGUUACUUUUAGUAUUAUUGAGCGUUAUCAUAGUUGUAUUAAGGUUGAUAUUUUUUUGUCAUGGUUUAUGUGAUUUCUAAGAAAUUUGCCUGCAUACCAAGUGCAUACUAUUCUUUCGCCAACUGCGGGUUGAACUUUUGUAUUAUUUGCAUUAUUUUAUGUCAAUGAGUGUGUGAUUAGUAUCUUCAUGCUAUAUCUUUUGCAAGUGUGUAUUAUGAAGACCACUCACACAAGUGGGCACUGUACGGAAAUUUGAUCUUCGACCUGUUAAUUAAUGGAUAUGUCUUCUGUAACUGUACUUAUGUUUUCAAUUUGCAGGUACUUGGCAUCUGGGUGUUCAUACAUGGAUUUACAUUACACAUAUCGAGUGGGAGUCUCAACAAUCAACUCAAUAAUAAUAGAAGUAACAAAUGUUAUAUGGAAUAAGUUGCAUCAGGAGUUUAUGAAAUUGCCCGACACAAAAUAUGAGUGGGAACAAAUUGCUGACGCAUUUUAUAAUAAAGCUAAUUUUCCUCACUGCAUUGGUGCAGUUGAUGGAAAGCACAUAAGAAUGAAGAAACCAAGUCACAGCGGUUCUAUGUACAUGAAUUACAAGAAUUUUUUUUCCAUUGUAUUGCUAGCGGUAGUGGAUUCGAAUUAUAGAUUCAUCUAUAUCAGCGUAGGCUCUUAUGGCAAAGAAUGUGACUCCUCUAUAUUCAAAGAAUGUACUUUCUGGAUAAGAUUAAAUGAUGGCAGUUUAGAUUUACCAGCUUCUGGUCCUUUACCAGGUUUGGAAUCACGUGUUCCAUUUGUGAUAGUGGGUGAUGAAGCAUUUGGUUUGCAUUAUAAUCUGUUAAGACCCUAUGGAGGAACUCAUUUAGAUAAAAAUAAAAGGAUAUUUAACUAUCGAUUAACAAGAGCCAGACGUUAUGUGGAGUGCGCGUUUGGAAUAUUGGCAAAUAAAUGGCGAAUAUUUCAUCGUCCAUUGGACGUAAGCACCAGUACAGCUAUCUCGAUAGUUAAAACUUGCGCUGUGCUUCAUAACUAUAUCAUGCACAAUGAAAGUUCAUAUGCGAACAUUGACAGCAACAGUUCAACGAUAUCUUUGGAAAACGUACGUAAUGAGCCAAAUACACGAGGCGGACGCUGUGCUAACACAAUACGAACAGAGUUUACAAAUUAUUUUGUUUCUGAAGUGGGAGCUGUACCUUGGCAAGAAGAAGCAAUACAAGGAUAAACGAAAUAAAUAUAAAAACUUACCAUAGAUUUGUCUUUCUUUUUCCUCAAGUUCUUGAAAGUCUUCUCUCAAAACAAUGCAAACUUCGCGCCAUGCUGCAGUUCGCAAGUUGGUAUCUUUAUAAUUUUCCAGCGUCUUAUCCCAUAAUAUAGGCCUAAUUUCUAUUAGUGUAAUAAGAAGUUCGGGAUCAAUAUUUGUUUGCGACAUUUUUCGACGAAACACAACCUUCUCGGCGCCGCGCAAAAGAGCAAUGCGCGAGCGCAACACACGCGAGGGUGACGCGGCGGGCGCGGGGCGGGGGCUGCCACCACUCCACUAUCCCGCAAAAAACAGUGUCCAGCCGAAAAACCGCACGCAGGAAGCCGUGUGAACACCGCUAUUAAAAUAUAUGUGUGAUUAAACGGGAUCCCGCUUUUUACUGGACUUCGGAUCCAGUUUCUAGUGACAAAACCGAACGGCACAAUUCGACCGGAUCGGUUUUUUGCAGGAUCCCGCAUGCGGGAUGCUCGUGUGAACGCUAGCAUAUAAACAUAUUCGCCAUCAAACGGGAUCCUGCAGAAAACGGGAUCCUGUUAAAAACUGGACUGCCGUGUGAAAGGGGUGUGACUGCGGCUGUAAUUUCUGCAUUUAGCUUGGGAGCUUCUAGUAGUAGUAGCUUACAAUUAUUUGGGAUGAGGUAAUCUUUUAACCCUUAAAUGCAUAUUUUUUUAUUUUGUAAAGAAAAAAAUAUUUUUGUGUACAUAUUUGUCGAUUAAUGAUAGGAAAAAUAAUUAAAAAAAUCCCAAUUAAAAAAAUUAUGACUUUAUUCAAAAAAAACAAAAAUGUUGCCUUUUGGCUACAUCAUGCGUUAAACACAUGAACUACCUUAUCAGCACAUAUUAGUAUAGUAUAGCUUAUCAGGAGUGGAAUGCAGCAAAACAGUUUCUGUCUUUAGUAUGGCAGAGUGCAACAUGACAUUUCGUGCACUCUGUACGCGAAAAUCCAUUACAACCAGGGAGUCUGCACCUAUUUUUCUUCAGACAUCUUCCCUCGUUGUGGGCGACACCAUCUGUGCGUACAUCUUUCACAGGCACAGGGUUCAGUGGUUUACGACGAGGUUUUUUGGCUUCCAGUUCUCUUUCAAUAUUGCUCGAUGAUGGUCUUCCUCUCUUUUCCACACUCUUUUUAUAGUUGCACAAAGCCUCUGCUAACUCAGAUCUAAAGUCGCCUAAAGUCAUUUUCUUUGUUUGAUUUGUAUUAUUAGAUUUUUUAUAUAAGACCCAGGAGUUGAUCACCGCCAUAUCAACCAAAUGAUAGAAAAUG
This is a messenger RNA of Pectinophora gossypiella (pink bollworm), 2640 nucleotides long. RefSeq lists its product as uncharacterized. Lineage: Eukaryota; Metazoa; Arthropoda; Insecta; Lepidoptera; Gelechiidae. The record is from RefSeq and is a predicted model, not a curated record. The coding region runs from base 397 to 1338 and encodes 313 amino acids. The transcript has a single exon.